UUAACAGAUCUCACAGUUUAAAGACGGGGGUAAGCACCAUGUGGUGACACGAGUGCUGAAAAGCCCAUACAUUGUAGAUCAGUGAUUCAACAAGCUAGGGAAUUAGCUUUUCUCUGGAAACAGAAAGUGAAACUUACUGACAUUCACUUCACUCAUUUCACUGUCGUAGAGGAGAAAUGGCGCAGCAAGUGAGUCUGGGUCGGGAAACACUGAGCUGUUCGAUCUGUCUGGAUGUUCUAAAGGAUCCGGUAACUCGUGGACAUAGUUAUUGCAUGCGCUGUAUUAAAGACUGCUGGGGUAAAGAGAAUGAGGAGAAAACCUAUAGCUGCCCACAGUGCAGGCAGAGCUUCACACCGAGGCCUGCUCUGGUGAAAAGUACCAGGCUUGCAGAGUUCACGGAGGAACUGAAGAAAGUAGGGCUUCAAGAUGCUUCACCUGAUCUUUCCAUUGCAAAACCUGGAGAUGUGGUCUGUGAUUUCUGCUCCGGGGUGAAGCUGAAAGCCUUCAAGUCCUGUCUGAUGUGUAUGGCCUCUUUCUGUGAGCAACACCUCCAACCUCACUUUGAUGUAGCUCCAUUAAAGAAACACAAGUUGGUUGCAGCCUCCUCAAAGCUUCAGGAGAACAUCUGCUCUCGUCAUGACGAGGUGAUGAAGAUUUUCUGCCGCACUGAUCAGCAGUGCAUCUGUUAUCUCUGCUCCAUGGAUGACCACAAAGGCCAUGACACCGUCUCCGCUGCAGCAGAGAGGGCUGACAGGCAGAAGGAGCUCGGGGUGAGCCGGGAGAAAGUCCAACAGAGAGCCCAGGACAGAGAGAAAGACGUCAAGGCGCUUCAACAGAGGGUGGAGGCUAUCAAUCGCUCUGCUGAUGAAGCAGUGAGGGACAGUGAGAAGAUCUUCACUGAGUUCAUUCAUCUCAUUGAGAAAAGAAGCUCUGAGGUGAAGAAGAUCAGAUCCCAGCAGAAAACCCAAGUGAGUCAAGCUCAAGAUCUGGAGGAGAAGCUGCAGCAGGAGGUCACUGAGCUGCGGAGGAAAGACGCUGAGCUGCUGCAGCUCUCUCACACCGAGGACCACCUGCAUUUCCUAAACAACUACCCCUCACUGUCACGUCUGAGUGAGUCUGAAGACUUACCCAGCAUCGAUAUCUGUCCUCUGCGCUUAUUUGAGGAUGUGACCGCGGCGGUGUCAAAGACCAGAGAUAAACUGCAGGGUGUUGUGACUGAGGAGUGGGAAAACAUCUCUCUGGCAGUGACUGGAGUGGAUGUUUUAAUGACCCAAGCAGAGCCCAGAACCAGAGCUGAAUUCAGGAAAUAUUCUCGUCAAAUCACAUUGGAUCCAAAUACAGCACACAGGCGGUUGUCAUUGAGUGACGGGAACAGGAAAGCCACACUAAUGAAAGGAGAUCAGUCAUAUUCUGCUCAUCCAGACAGAUUUGUUGAUUAUUUUCAGGUCCUGAGUACAGAGGGUCUAACUGGACGUUGUUACUGGGAGGUGGAGUGGAGCGGGAGAGCUUUUAUAGCAGUGGCAUACAAGAACAGAACUGGGAAAAUUAAUCAAUGUAGAUUUGGAUUCAAAAACAAAUCUUGGGCAUUAGAUUGUAUCAGUGGUGGUAAAUAUACAUUCUAUAGCAAUAUUCCUACUCACGUCUCAGGCCCUCAGUCCUCCAGAAUAGGAGUGUACCUGGAUCACAGAGCAGGUUCUCUCUCUUACUCCAGCGUCUUUGAAACCAUGACCCUCCUCCACAGAGAGCAGACCACCUUCACUCAGCCUCUCCAUCCUGGGUUUCGGCUUCCAGGGAAAGAUGGUGACACAGUUGAGUUGUGUGAGCUGAAGUAGGCGGAAGUUUAAAUAGUGACUUACAGAGGACUAACUAGGACUGGGACUGGUUUUAUUUUUUGUCUUUGUAUUUUUAUUUUUAUUUGGAUAAAACAAUCUUGUUUGUUGAAGUUGUGAUUUGUACAUUAUAUUUUCUCAACAUUUUCAUUACAUAAUAUGCUUGGAAAAGUACAACAUUUACAAAAUGUCUAAUCUAAUUUUAUAUUAACGGGUGUAAUUAUGUAAACAUUUAUGAAUGUAUUUGGAUUCUUCCUAAUAUGUAAAACAUAAUUUAGAAUGACACAUAAUGUUGUUUAUACUGCAUUCUAUGUUGCUCUAGUUCUGAUAAUACAAAUUAUAUCUAUUUUGUUAAUGUGAC
Molecule: messenger RNA, 2190 nt
Organism: Notothenia coriiceps (black rockcod)
Lineage: Eukaryota; Metazoa; Chordata; Actinopteri; Perciformes; Nototheniidae
Product: tripartite motif-containing protein 16-like
Molecular function (GO): protein binding; zinc ion binding
Source: RefSeq, a predicted model, not a curated record